This is a messenger RNA of Eimeria necatrix, 555 nucleotides long. Its product is annotated as 50S ribosomal protein L1, putative. The transcript is spliced from 3 exons. Gene Ontology annotation, cellular component: large ribosomal subunit. The record is from RefSeq and is a predicted model, not a curated record. Gene Ontology annotation, biological process: translation. Bases 1 to 555 code for a protein of 184 amino acids. Lineage: Eukaryota; Apicomplexa; Conoidasida; Eucoccidiorida; Eimeriidae. Gene Ontology annotation, molecular function: RNA binding; structural constituent of ribosome.
AUGGGCAGCUUCUCAGAGAACCCUCUUCGGGGCCCCUCUCCGGGGGUCAGCUCUGGAACCCCUUUUGGGGGGCCCCCAGGGGCCCCCAGAGGGGCGGACAUAGUGGGUCUGGAGGCCCUCGAGGAGGCCCUCAAAAAGGGGAAAAGGGGGGCCCCCGACAUUUUGAUAAGUUCUCCAGAACAAAUGGUUUCUUUGAAUGCUUAUGGAAAGCUUUUGGGCCGGCGAAACUUAAUCCCCUCCGUGGCCAUGGGCACUCUGAGUGGCGACCCUGUGGAGGCCAUUCGGGUGUACAGACAGCCCACAGUUCAGUUCCGAGCCGACAGACUUUUGGGGCUGCAUGCAACUUUGGGUUAUGUGUCUUUGGGGGCCCCCCAGUUGUUGGCGAACUUCCGGGCCUUCCUGGGGGCCCUCAGGGGGGCCCUCCAGGGGGCCCCCCGCGCCUCGGGGGGGCCCCCAAAGGGGCCCCCAAAGGGGCCCCUCUCCAAGCUCGUCAGGUGCAUGCAUGUCUGCACCACUAUGGGGCCCUCAGUUAAGGUGGACUUGCGGGGCUUAUGA